CUCAACUCUCUCCCCCCCGACAGCCCCUCUGGUCCCCUGCUUUCUUGCUGGCAUUGACUUGUCAAGCAUCGAGGUCUUCCUUGGACUGCUCCCCCUUCUCCUCUUACCGUGUACAAAGAUCGUCUCCGCGUCUCUCUCCGGCCCGCCUUCUUUGUGUGUGUCUGAAUUGCAGAAGACUACAUAGCCAACAAUUCGCCACCGAGUUCUAAACCACCAACCAUUCAUACAAGCCUGUCAUUGUUUGGCUAUACCAAAACACCACGAGCUCGUUUCGUUUUCGAUUGGAAUUCUAUUCCUUGACUCGCGGAUCGAAUUGAAUUCAUCCUACCCGACUUAUUAAACCCCGCGCAUUUACGUCCAAUCGCUGCACGAGCUCGAGCUUUGUUGCAUUGCUUUUCGGAGAACAAACGAUAUCAAUUCAAAGAAAGAUCAUUUCGAUAUGGCAGCUCCGACGCAGCUUUCUUACCGCACGGUGAAGGGACUUGGCAUCUUAGAUGCUACCCCUGUCUAUGAGUCCCUGUCGGGGUUUGAGAAACCUGAGGGAAACAUCCGCUGUAGCGCCUAUUCUCCCUGCGGCCGUUAUUUCGCCUUCGCUUCUCCCGAUAAGGUCACCGUCGUCGAUCCGUCCGUCGGUCAUGUCAUCUCCACCAUCGCCGCCGAGAACGUCUUCGAACUGGGUUUCUCCCCCCUGGGCACCUACCUGAUCACCUGGCAGCGUCCCUCGAAGGAUGGAAACGGCGACGCCGUCAAGAACCUCAAGGUGUGGCAGGUCGUGAAUGAGAACAUCGUGGUCGGCAGCUAUGUCCAGAAGUCCCAGACCGGCUGGAACCUGCAGUAUACCGCGGACGAGAAGCUCUGCGCGCGCGUCGUCACCAACGAGGUCCAGUUCUACCAGAGCGAUGACCUGUCCAAGCCUUGGAACCGCUUGCGCGUCGAAGGUGUCGCCGAUUUUGCCCUGUCCCCGGGCAAGACCAAUUCGGUGGCUGUGUUCAUCCCGGAGCGCAAGGGUCAACCCGCCGCAGUCAAGGUGUUCGUCGUGCCGAACUUUGCCUCCGCCGUUUCCCAGAAGAACUUCUUCAAGGGAGACAAGGUCCAAUUGAAGUGGAACGCGUCGGGUAACACCCUGCUGGUGCUGGCGCAAACCGAAGUCGACCGCUCCAACAAGAGCUACUACGGAGAGACUACCCUGUACCUCCUGGGUGCCAGUGGCGGUUUUGAUUCUCGCGUGGAACUGGACAAGGAGGGCCCCAUCCACGAUGUGUCCUGGUCCCCCAACUCCAAGGAGUUCGGCGUGGUGUACGGCUACAUGCCCGCCCGCACCCGCAUCUUCAACUUCCGCGGCGUGACGCAACAUGACUUCCCCAUGGCGCCGCGGAACACCAUCCUGUUCUCGCCCCACGGCCGGUUCGUCCUCGUGGCCGGAUUCGGCAACCUGGCGGGCCAGAUGGACAUCUACGACCUGGAGAAGAACUACGCCAAGGUGACCACCGUCGAGGCCGCCAACUCCAGCGUGUGCGCCUGGUCGCCGGACGGACAGUACAUCCUGACGGCCACCACCAGCCCCCGUCUGCGCGUGGACAACGGCCUCCGCAUCUGGCACGUCAGCGGCGCGCUGGUGUACAACGAGGACAUGCACGAGCUGUACGACGUCUGCUGGCGCCCGCAGUCGACCAUCCAGCACCCGCUGGGUGAUCCCUUCCACCCGCUCCCGGUGCCCCACCCGUCGGCGACCGCCUACCUGAGCACCCGCAAGGCCCCCGUCAAGCCGGCCGGCGCGUACCGGCCUCCGGGCGCCCGUGGUCAGGUCACGCCCUUGGCCUUCAAGCGCGAGGACCAAGGCGGGUCUGCCUUCGUGGCCGGCAGCGCCCCUGCUGGAGCCGUGAACGGUUUCGGCAAGCCGCGGAGACGCGACGUGCCAGGCGCUGAUCCGGCCGAGUUUCUGCCUCCGGGAGCCGCUCCUGGAGGCGGCGUGGCCCUGCCCCCUGGCGCGGACCACCCGGAGAAGCUCUCCAAGUCGGCCGCGCGCAACAAGAAGAAGCGCGAAGCCCGUAAGCUGCGCGAGGGCGAAGAGGGCGUCGCCGAGACGUCGCCCGACCGCCGCGGCGAGAAGAACAGCAACGACAAGGGCCACGAGCGAAGCCGGUCCAAGGCGCAAGGCCAGAAGUCCGGCCCGCCAGCCAAUGGCACCCCCGCGCCCGCGCCCCCUCCCCCCGCCAGGGAACCCACCCCGCCGCCCGUCGAGGAAGGUGUGCCCUCGGCGCACGAUAAGAAGAUCCGCGGCCUCUUGAAGAAGAUCCGCGCGAUCGACGAGCUGAAGAUGCGUCUUGCGGGCGGUGAGAAGCUGGAGGAUACGCAGAUGAAGAAGAUCCAUACGGAGGAGUCUGUGCGGAAGGAGCUGGAGGGGUUGGGAUAUUCCGGAUAGAUCAUCCAUCUUUGACGCCUGACUUUCUUUGUCAAGAGGUGGGAUAGGACGGAGGGUUGGUUCAAGUAUGAGUGAGAAUAGGCUCGUCUGGACUGGACUGGGUUGCCGCCUAUGCAUAUGUAUAGUCAGUUGUUGGUGGUGACCUGACUGUCCGGACUGGCUGGUUCUCGCUCUUACAUCUUGUGAUUGACGUUCAUGACCUAUCCUCUCUGUCAAGAAUAGAGGAAGAGCGGUAAAAGUGGAGGUAGAAGUAGAAGUAGAUGGAGUUGAGAAGGAUGUAUGUAUGCAUGUAUGUAUAUACAUUGGAGAGAAAAUAGUAGAAGCCACCCAC
This is a messenger RNA of Aspergillus campestris IBT 28561, 2753 nucleotides long. RefSeq names its product translation initiation factor 2A. Lineage: Eukaryota; Fungi; Ascomycota; Eurotiomycetes; Eurotiales; Aspergillaceae. The transcript is spliced from 6 exons. Gene Ontology annotation, biological process: translational initiation. The coding region runs from base 440 to 2422 and encodes 660 amino acids. Gene Ontology annotation, molecular function: translation initiation factor activity; mRNA binding; protein binding. The record is from RefSeq and is a predicted model, not a curated record. Gene Ontology annotation, cellular component: cytosolic small ribosomal subunit.